AUGGGCCGGGCCCGGCCGGGAGAGCGCGGGCCGCCCAGCCCCGGCCCCGCCGCGCCGCCCGCACCCCCGCCGCGCCGCGCCCGCACCCUGGCCCUGCUCGGAGCGCUGCUCGCCGCCGCCGCGGCGGCCGCCGCAGCCCGGGCCUUCGCCCGACACGCCGAGGCCCAGGCGGCCGCGCGACAGGAUUCAGCACUGAAAGCCCUGGGGACGGAAGGCCUCUUUCUCUUUUCCUCCUUGGACACUGACCGGGAUAUGUACAUCAGCCCGGAGGAGUUCAAGCCCAUCGCUGAGAAGCUGACAGGGUCAACUCCUACGGCCAGCUAUGAGGAGGAGGAGCUGCCCCCUGACCCCAGCGAGGAGACACUCACCAUAGAAGCCCGAUUCCAGCCUCUGCUACCAGAGUCCAUGACCAAGAGCAAAGACGGGUUCCUAGGGGUCUCCCGCCUGGCCCUGUCCGGCCUCCGCAACUGGACGACCGCAGCCUCACCAAGUGCAGUGUUUGCCGCCCGCCACUUCCGGCCCUUCCUUCCCCCUCGGGGCCACAUGGAGCUGGGUGAGCCCUGGUGGAUCAUCCCCAGUGAGCUGAGUGUCUUCACUGGCUAUCUGUCCAACAACCGCUUCUACCCACCACCACCCAAGGGCAAGGAGGUCAUCAUUCACCGGCUCCUGAGCAUGUUCCACCCUCGGCCCUUCGUGAAGACCCGCUUUGCCCCUCAGGGGGCUGUCGCCUGCCUGACCGCCAUCAGCGACUUCUACUACACUGUGAUUUUCCGGAUCCACGCAGAGUUCCAGCUCAGCGAGCCACCCGAUUUCCCCUUCUGGUUCUCACCCGGCCAGUUCACUGGCCACAUCAUCCUCUCCAAAGAUGCCACCCAUGUCCGUGACUUCCGGCUCUUCGUGCCCAACCACAGACCUCCCACACACCCAGAGCUACAGCCUGUCCGUGCCACCCCACAGGAAGGCCAUCAGGUGGGCAGGGACCUGGCUAGUUGGGGUCCAGGAAGGCUUCCCGGAGGACGCGGGGGGCUGAGGUCUCUGAAUGUGGACAUGGAGUGGCUGUACGGGGCCAGUGAGAGCAGCAACAUGGAGGUGGAUAUCGGCUACGUACCCCAGAUGGAGCUGGAGGCCAUGGGCCCCUCAGUGCCCUCCGUGAUCCUGGACGAGGAUGGCAACAUGAUUGACAGCCGCCUGCCCUCGGGGGACCCCCUCCAGUUUGUGUUUGAGGAGAUCAAGUGGCAACAGGAGCUGAGCUGGGAGGAGGCCGCCCGGCGCCUGGAGGUGGCCAUGUACCCCUUCAAGAAGGUCACCUACUUGCCAUUCACCGAGGCCUUUGACCAAGCCAAGGCCAAGAACAAGCUGGUGCACUCAAUCCUGCUGUGGGGGGCCCUAGACGACCAGUCCUGCUGAGGUUCAGGGCGAACUCUCCGGGAGACCGUCCUGGAAAGUUCGCCCAUCCUUGCCCUCCUCAAUGAGAGCUUCAUCAGCACCUGGUCCCUAGUGAAGGAGCUGGAGGACCUGCAGAAUAACCAGGAGAACCCUUCCCACAAGAAGCUGGCUGGCCUGCACCUGGAGAAGUACAGCUUCCCCGUGGAGAUGAUGAUCUGCCUCCCCAAUGGCACUGUGGUCCACCACAUCAACGCCAACUACUUCUUGGACAUCACCUCCAUGAAGCCUGAGGAUAUUGAGAACAAUGUCUUCAGCUUCUCAUCAACUUUUGAAGACCCAUCCACGGCCACCUACAUGCAGUUCCUGAAGGAGGGCCUUCGGCGUGGCCUGCCCCUCCUCCAGUCCUAGUGUGCCUGCCAGGCGGGGAGACGCCAGGCUGGAUGGGGAGCUGGACAGGCCCCUCCACCCGAAGCCAGAGUGGUCUUUGCACAUUUCACACGUCAGGCCCUCCCACUCCCCAACUCAGGCUGCCUGGGGGUCCGAAGUCAACUAAGGGUGGCCAUCUUAGCUUUGUCUCAGUGAUGGGGGUGGGGUACAAGGGGGUCCCUGGCUGACCAGGUGGAUGAACCUUUAGCUCUGGGCUGCUGCCAUCAGCCUUUUACUACCUACUUGGCUCCGGAAGUGGCUUGGAACCCUCAGAACAGGGCCUGGGGUCAUCUCCCUGGACCUCACCCACUCAGACACAUAUAGUCCAGACCCUUGAGGGGUGAACAGUGGGGAGGAGUGGGUGCUAGAAAGACUGGGCUGCCCUCCCUCCUUUCUUUCACCCGCUCCCAAGAGCCCUGGCCUGGGGGUGGGGGGAGGCUACCAGGGAAGCACUUCUGUUUGUCUGCAGCCUUCUUCCUGGCCAUAGCCCUGGCUGCCCUCCUGUGCCUAGUGUCCCCAGUAGGUUCCAUCUCAGCUGGAGACAGAUUUCUGGAAGUUCUGAGCAGAACCCUCCUUCAGAAGGGGAAAUCAUACUGUAGCCCGCUGCUCCCCAGACCACUCAAUCCAACCUAAUGAUGGGACCCCAGAUCCUCCUUCAGGACUUACUGGGGGCCAGCUCUUGGGGAGGUUUAUUGUGAAGUAGGCUGCUGUGCUUGACAUGGAGUCGCUGAGGCCCAGGGCCAGGGUGCCCCUACCACCUACCCCAGGUCAUAGCAGGAUUGCUGGAGUCAGUGUUCCCAUGACACCUGCCCCUCAGACCUCAGCUCCACAGAAGUGUAGCCCAGCCAAGGAACACAGCCUUCCCCAGAGCUGUUGCUGUUCCAGCUGUCAGGCAGCCCAGACCAGCUUGUCCACCGUUGGGUGGCCUCUUUUGACUCUCCUUGGCCCCUCUUAGGGCUUUGGUCCACAUCCCAAGCCACUGACCAUGGCCAGUCUCUUUUUUAUACCUGCAGAAAGAAUGUUUUUAUGUGAACUUUCUCACAGUUUAUAUGUAUUUUUGAUAGCCCCAGCACUGAGGAGAAAGAAGGGAGUGGUGGUGCCCCCCAGCAGCCGCCCUGUGACAGCCGGACCUGAAAGCCUAGGUGGGUCCAGCUUGAUGUCUUUGCAGUUGCUCCUGUGGGAAGAAACAUCCCUCUCUUCUUCUCCUCGUCCAGCUUUUUAAAAAUAGUCCCAAGAGGGUCAGGAUACCCCAACUCUAUCCUUGUCCUCCAGCCAGGCCUACGAGGGGCCCUUGGGCUGUCAUCAACCUGGAAGUGACCCGGCCCUCACUUAUGCCCUCCCCCGCCCCACUGGGGGCUCCUCUGAAACCUGGAAGAGGAAGGCAGGCAAACGUUUCCUCAGAUGCACUCCCAGGCCUCCCACCUGCUGAGUUCCCCUGCCUGCCAGGGGAGUUGCCACACCAGUCUUCCUCGUGGACUGUCUUGUUCUCAGUGUUGUAUCAAGUAUCAUAAUAAUAGCCAUUUACCAAGAGCUUUCCCUAUCUGAGGCACUUCGGUAAGAUUACAUGUAUUUUCUCAUUUAAACCUCACAAUGAACAUGAGGCAGAUAUUAAUCGUUCCCAUUUUGCAGAUGAAGAAACUGGGUCUUAGGAAAGUGAAGUGACUCGCCCAGGGUCACUCAGUGAGUUAGAGUAAGCCUGUAGAAUUAAAAGUCAGCCUGUGUCUUGA
Molecule: messenger RNA, 3539 nt
Organism: Camelus dromedarius (Arabian camel)
Lineage: Eukaryota; Metazoa; Chordata; Mammalia; Artiodactyla; Camelidae
Gene: SELENON
Product: selenoprotein N
Exons: 13
Biological process (GO): skeletal muscle fiber development; calcium ion homeostasis
Cellular component (GO): endoplasmic reticulum membrane
Molecular function (GO): calcium ion binding
Source: RefSeq, a predicted model, not a curated record